Molecule: messenger RNA, 2027 nt
Organism: Podospora bellae-mahoneyi
Lineage: Eukaryota; Fungi; Ascomycota; Sordariomycetes; Sordariales; Podosporaceae
Exons: 3
Coding region: 543-1769 (408 amino acids)
Source: RefSeq, a predicted model, not a curated record
GUCCUAGAAAUCUCUCAUUUAUGAACUGUCAACUAGGACACGAACAGCUGUGGCACUGUAAGCUGUCACCUCCGGAACUGCCUAGCCUUGGACGCCACCCUACUUCCAAGUACCCAUCUCCAAUACGAUGUCCAUCAAACACUGGACAUCCCGAUUAUUCCUGAAGUCCUAUCAACUACCUGCUAGGGACAUUGACUAUGCUCCGGCAGCUAUUGACUGUCUUUCAGUAGCUCUAUGAUGGGUACCAGUCUACGUAUCAGUUUUCCAUGAUAUGGCCUAUCAAGAGCAAUGCAAGCCCCAGCGUUCUGGGCAUUCACAAGCCUCUGGGAGAUCUCCAACGGCAUGUGGAGUUGCAUCAACCUGAAGUGCCAAUCUGCCAUGCGUCACAGGCCCCGCCCCCACACUGAGCUCCCGGAACGCCAGCCUUGUGAUGCAGUUCUAGAUUCCCGAUUCUAUUUCUAUAUCACAGCUCAAGCAGUUUCCUGUAUUGCAGUCGCACCCGCCCAACCGACUACCAAUGCCACCGCCUACCCAUCCCCAAAAUGAAGAAGACACUCCUCCUCUGUUUCAUCCACGGCUUCAAGGGUAACGACCACACCUUCGGCCCCAACCAAGCCUUCCCAACCCACCUCCUCUCCCUCCUCCGCCCCCUCCUCCCCAAACUCAACCUCGAAUUCCUCAUCUACCCCACCUACGAAACCCGCGGCGACCUAACCGAUUGCGUCAACCGCUUCCGCGACUGGCUCCUCAACAAGGUAAUCGACCUCGAAGUCUCCCUCGGCACCCCCUCCCCCACCGUGGAACCCGGCGUCCGCGUCAUCCUGAUCGGCCACUCCAUGGGCGGCAUCGUCGCCGCCGAAACAGCCAUCUCCAUCGCCUCCGAACAAGCAAUCAACGGCUCCAUCCCCAACAACGGCAACUCCCCCGACCAAGGCAACAUGAAAGCACCCCUCAACUCCCUCAUGUUCCCCUACAUCCAGGCCGUCCUCGCUUUCGACACCCCUUAUCUCGGCAUCUCCCCCGGCGUCGUCGCCCACGGGGCAGAAACGCACUACUCCAAAGCAGCAGAAGUGAUGGGUCAACUAAGCGGCCUGGCAUCGAUAUGGGGCGGUGCUUCUUCCAACGCAGCCAAAGAAAACCACCACCAACAACGACAAGCUCCCCAAAAAGCCAUCGAAGCCCCUCCAUCCACCCAGAAACAACAACAACAACAACAGCAACAACCAGACCAAAAACCACAAACCGGAGGAAGCGGCUGGGGAAAAUGGGGAACCCUCGCCCUGGCAGCCGGAGCAGUAGGCGCAAUAACCGCAACAGGAGCGGCAGCCUACCUCAAGCGCGAGCAGAUAACCCAAGGCCUCACCUGGGCCACCUCCCAUCUCGAAUUCGUCGGCUGCCUCGCCCGAAAAGAAGAACUUCGGAAGCGGGUGGCGUACAUGAUGCGCCUCAACAAGGAGCUGAACGUCGGUUUUGGGAACCUCUACACCCGGCUGGGUAAAAGUGCCGGGGCUCUCGAAAAGGUCAGCAUGGUCGGCACGGUGCUGGGAGACGAGAGGACGUUUUGCGUGGUGCCGCAGAGGGAUCAGGCCGGGGAUUGGCGACCAGCAAUUAACGACAAGGCGAGGGAUGAGACGUGGGCGCACAUGUCAAUGUUCGAACCAAAAGAGAAUCCAGGAUACGACAAACUCUCCGCUGAUGCGAGAGAUAUGAUCGCAAGCUGGGUAAACCAGGAAUGGUAUGAGAGCUCGACGGAGACGAUACACGCAUGAAGAACAACAUAAUAAGGGGCCAAUGGCUCGGCGUUGAGGUUGGGACGGUUGCUUUGUUUUGGAAAUCGGCGUUCUUCUUUGUUAUGGGGUUCUCCUUCCGCCCCCUUUUCCUCCUUGCCUUUCAGGAUAACCAGGUGCUCGCGGCUUCGCUUUCUAUGAUGCUCCUCCUCUUGUCUAUAACGUCGUACUAGUACACAAGUAAGAUACCACACACGUUGAUCUUUUCCGCCCAGUCCUUUUCAACGCAUUAGAAAUGAC